Toxorhynchites rutilus septentrionalis is the source of this 765-nucleotide messenger RNA. RefSeq lists its product as uncharacterized. Bases 1 to 765 code for a protein of 254 amino acids. Lineage: Eukaryota; Metazoa; Arthropoda; Insecta; Diptera; Culicidae. The transcript has a single exon. The record is from RefSeq and is a predicted model, not a curated record.
AUGCCACCAACCACGAGGAAUACUUCGUUGAAGGCGCUGCAAACGAAGUUGAGGGCAUUGGAAGGAAUGUUCAAUGACAUUUGCCGUUUCAUUGAUUUGAUGGGUGAUGACACAGCAACAUCUGAAGCAACAGUUCGUUUGGAGAAAUUAGAUGAACUGUGGGAACAAUUGAACGAAGCUACAAUGGACAUCGAGAUGCACGAGGACUACCUUGAUGAUGACGAUACUUACUCAACGAAGCGAUCGGAAUACGGCGAUCGUUAUUAUAAAGGGAAAUCGUUGCUGCUCGAGAAGGUCAAAGAGCCGGAGGAAAAGUUGAAUCUGUCAGUUUGCGGUAGGGACCCAAAUCAACAAUCGACCUACGACCACGUCAGGCUCCCACAAAUCAGGUUGCAAACCUUCGAUGGCAACAUUGAUGAGUGGUUGAGCUUCAGAGACCUGUAUAUAUCAUUGAUCCAUUGUAAAACAGAUAUACCUGAAGUCGAAAAGUUUCACUAUCUGAAAGGCUGUUUAGUAGGGGAAGCUAGGUCGUUGAUAGAUUCGCUUGCAAUGACUAGGGCUAAUUACCAGAUUGCAUGGGAUGCGGUGAUGAAGCGAUAUAAUGACAGUAAAAUGUUGAAACGUAGGCAGGUGCAGGCACUUUUCGAUUUACCCAAUGUUGCAAAGGAAUCGGUGGUGGAAUUGCAGUCUUUACUAGAGGCUUUUGAAAGUAUCCUCCAAACACUUGAUCAAUUGAUUCUGAUUAUAAAGAUUUGUUGUUGCUGA